Molecule: messenger RNA, 1408 nt
Organism: Patiria miniata (bat star)
Lineage: Eukaryota; Metazoa; Echinodermata; Asteroidea; Valvatida; Asterinidae
Product: tocopherol cyclase, chloroplastic-like
Molecular function (GO): tocopherol cyclase activity
Source: RefSeq, a predicted model, not a curated record
UCAAGGACGUGUAGAUAUUGAAAGGUGCCAUUGUUGAACCUAAAAAAAAGAUAAGGACUAAUCAAUCUCUGUUAAGGCCGUGUGUCAAUUUCUCAUCUUCAACACAACUAUGAGAGUGGAAAAUCUGAUUUUUAUAAAGGAGUUUGUUACGAUGGUGCGCAUCAGCCUGAAAAUGAACAUUGGAUGUUUUGUUUUACUGUCGACGUUGGUCUCCCAACUUGUGCUGGCUAACCAGUACGACCCACACGUCUACCCGAGCCAGGGACCGUUCAUCGAGGGCUGGUACGCCCGUAUAACUGACAGUUCCUCCCCGCAGUCUUUCGGCGUUCUCUUCGGUCGUGUGUUGCCCAAAACCAACUCAGGGCCUGCUGGCGAUGCGACCCCACUGACGUACAUAGCCAUCAUCCGCAGUGCUGGCGCCCAGGCACCGCUCGUGGUGGCGGAGGCCUACCCCGAUCUCAACAGCAUCUCCGUGACGGUGGACGGUGGGAGGCCCGGACGCGAACCGGACGACCGGAGUCCGGCCAACUUCAGAUGGGCCGCUGAGCCGUACGGGUCGUUCACUGUCACGGGUGAAUCGACAGUCUUCAACUUCACGAUCGGAGACCAGAGUUUGUCUGGGAGCUUUGGGCCUCCGGUUCCGUGGGGCCGGAUGGGAAAGGUGAGACCAUCAAGUCCCGAGGGCUGGCUCAGUAAUCUCCCGUUUGUCCCGCUCCACUGGUUCGUCUACAGCCUCGCAUCGGUCGGGACCUACACCUGGGAGAACAGCGCAGAGGGUCUCAGUCUCCACGGUAACGCCACGAUGCACCAGGAGAAGAACUGGGGAGACGGCUUUCCGCCAUCUUGGAUCUGGAUGCAGGGCGUCGAUGCAACCAGCUCCGCAGCCUUCGCGGGGAGUUUCGGCAGGCUGAGGUUCGCGGGGGGAGUAUCGAUACCGGCUCAUCUAUUCGGUUUCCGAGACUACGGCACCGGCACCGGCCUGGAACUGGACUUCCGCCCGGACAAUUCGGUCACCCGAAUAACCGCCGACGGAUGCAGCGGUGUGGCGAGAAUCGAAGUGGAAUCGUUUUGGUACAAGGUCGUUGUGGACGCCAGUGCCCCUCCCGCGACCCUGCAGAAGUGUCUCAGGGGCCCGACGGAGUACGGAUUCCAAAACGUCUUGGUCGAGAGUUAUUCUGCGACGGUAGAUAUUUCUGUGUAUGAAAGACGCUACUUCAGCUACCAGCUCGUGGAGAGGAAGGUAUUUAAAGGAGCAGCCCUGGAAUUCGGAGGUGAAGAACUCUGCCAGCAAAAUCCGUGCACGGCAGAACUUUAAUUUUGAUGUCAUAAUAAUCCUGAUAAGGAUGCUUAAAGGGAAGAUACGACAUUUUGCAAACAUCAAAAAACGAAAUGAUCACAUUAUCACGAA